Vicia villosa (hairy vetch) is the source of this 570-nucleotide messenger RNA. RefSeq lists its product as uncharacterized. NCBI's taxonomy places the organism in Eukaryota, Viridiplantae, Streptophyta, Magnoliopsida, Fabales, Fabaceae. The record is from RefSeq and is a predicted model, not a curated record. The transcript has a single exon. The coding region runs from base 1 to 570 and encodes 189 amino acids.
AUGGGAAGUGUUUCAAUUUCACCUUUCCUCUUUGUUAUAGUGGCGAAAGGUUUGAAGGGAUUGGUUAAUAAGGCCAUUGAAAAUGGAGAUUAUGUGGGAUGUAACGUUAACGGAAAAUGCUUUAUUGACAUCCUUCAAUUUGCGGACAACACUUUGUUAGUAGGGGAGGGAAGUUCGAAACAUCUUUGGGAAAUCAAGUCGGUCUUGAGGGAUUUCGAACUUGUAUCGGGUUUAGGGAUCAACUUUUAUAAAAGUAAACUUAUUGGCAUCAACAUCAAUCCAAACUUUUUGGAGGUAGCCACGUCGUUUCUUUCUUUGAGGAGUCCGCUAUUGUUAAAGUUUAAGAAGAGGUUGUCGAGUUGGAAGGGUCAGAUGCUUAGUUUUGGGGGAAGGAUAACUCUUUUAAAGUCGGUGUUGGGUAGUCUAGCUAUCUUUACACUUUCAUUUUACAAAGCUCCGAUGAAAAUUAUUAGGAAGAUCACUAAAAUUCAAAGAAAUUUCUUUGGGGCGGAUUGGAGGAUAGAAGAAGGAUACAUUGGGUGUGUUGGAAGGAUGCUUGUCUUUCGAUAG